UUCACUUCGAGGAGUAGGAAGGGAGGCUGUCAAAUCUGGAGAGCGAAAACCCGAGGCAGUGUGUGACAGGAUGGUACAGUAAAGUCAUUCCAAGGGAAAUAAUGCAUCGAAUUCUCGAUGUUUUUUUGGAGUACAUAUAUGACAGUGUACAGUGAAAAUGCUCCGGCACCAUGCCGGACCUGCAUGGUGUUUUCUAUUGAUAGUGUUAUCUAUUGUUUGCGCGCCGGACCGGAAGACUGAAAUAAUUAGUGAACAAUCACUGUUCCUUUUUCCACACUGACGGCGUUGUGCUUCCCGCGUUCACUUUGAAGAGAAGCGAAGGAUAGGCUAGGCCACGAAACAGCAGACGAACUUCCCAAAGACAUUAUACGUCUAACCCCGCUGUUGUUAAGUUUGCUGCAGGUCUCGUGGCUCGCGCCGUGCACGUGCGGUUGAUGUUGGGCGAUGAAGAUAUCUGGGAGAGUUCGAGCGCUCCUAUCAUUGUUAUGGAUUUUUCAAGGUGACUCCCAGCGGGUGGAGAUCCCCAGAAGAGAGAUGGAGGUGGUUAAGGGUCAGAUGGUUGUCCUGCAGGCUUGGUACAGCCCCACAUCUGAUAUUAGCAGGAACAGCAUCAUCUGGAACUUCAUGGCCAAUGAAUCCAAGUUGGUCAUAUCCUAUAGUAAUGGUGAGCCAGGGAUAGGUAGUCCUGAGUUCAGAAAGCGUGUUGGAUUCAGCAAGUCCAUGCCCUCAGCCAACCUCUCUAUCUACAUCAACAACACCCAAGAGUCAGAUUCUGGACGCUACCUCUGCAAUGUCCUGAUCCCUGGAGUCCCGGGACUCUCUGGAGAACUGCGCCUUAAUGUCAAAGUCCCUCCUUCACCACCAGUUUGCACAAUGACUGGGUCAUCUGUUUUAAAUGGCAAUGUGACGCUGAGCUGUAAGUCCAGCUCGGGCAAACCUGUCCCUCAGUACAAAUGGACCAAGACUGCCCCCUUGUCCGAGUUUUUCUUCUCCCCAAUGCAAAAAUGGAGUGCCUGCCCCCAGCCCUUCCUUGUUCUAGGGUUCAUGGAUGAGAGGCAAGGCACCCUCAGGCUCAGUAACCUCAAUAAGAACAUGUCCGGGAAAUAUGUGUGCCGAGCUAGCAAUACAGCCGGGUCUGACACCUGCUCUAUCAACCUGGAGGUCAUUACAUCCUCUAAUUCUGGAGCCAUUGCUGCUGCUACUCUGGGGUCAAUCGUUGGACUGGUAGCCAUUAUACUCUUCCUCAUCUUUAUACUGAGGAAGAGUCGAAACCAUGAAGAGGAGGAGGUUGCCAAUGACAUCAAGGAGGAUGCACAGGCACCAAAACGUGUUUCUUGGGCCAAGAGUGGCACAGGCUCAGACAUCAUCUCUAAGAAUGGCACGCUGUCCUCUAUAGCCACAAGCUCCCAUCCACGAGACCCCCACCAGCUCAACAACUACCACUUUCCCUACCCCACUGCCCCGGCCUCCGACACUGGCUCUGUGCUCAACGCCUACCGCCUCCGGCCCGGAGAACCCAGUGCCCUGCAGGGCCUCCCAGGGUAUAACAUUGGUAGCACACCUCCAUCCGGUAAUGCUAGACGCCUCAGUGUUGCUGACAAAAUUGGUGCCAGCUCUCCACACGGCCACAGUCGACCCCACGGUUCUAACCACAUCAUUGGGACCCCACCAGCCGGCCACACUCGGCCCCUUUGCACUAGUAUCAUUGUAGACACCCCCCUCCAUGGUUUCAGUCAACCCCAGUCAACUCCUAACGAUGUUGGUGUCACGGCGCCACAUGAGCACAACAGACCUGCUUGCUCUAACAACAUUCAUGCCCCCUCCCACCACAGUCAUAGUCGGCCCCUGAGUUCCAACAACACUGGCGUCUCUUCACCACAUGGGCACAGCAGGCCGAGCUCGAACCACAUCCGUGGCAUCUCUCCACACAGUCAGAGCAGACCCCUCAGUUCGAACCACAGCCGAAAGCACAGCACUGGUAGCAUGGCCCGCUAUGGGCACAGCAGAACCUCUGGUUCGAACUGCGCCCCACUCCAUUCCCCACCUGGCCACAUGGUCACUGACCCAGACAAGUCUGAGGGGGCACAACCCCAGGUGCCACGCCCUUUUACCUCACCUAUCAGCUCUGCCACCCUUACCCGUAUGGGUGCUGUGCCCGUCAUGGUGCCUGCUCAAAGCCAAACUGGAUCACUUGUAUAGUCCGCUGGGGUGUUUCAUGUUUUACUUCAAAGCACAGUAAAAUGGGAAUGAGUGAAGACUUCCUCAAAGUAAAACUGAAAAGUAGAGAGGACUUUCUUGGAUUUGCUAGUAGUUUUUGUUCAAAAGAAUGUUCCAAGUAGAGUGGCAAACUACUGCGAAAGACAAGAGGAAAUAUCACACAAUCUACUGUAUUGAAGUCUCCAGAAAAGUAUGAAGACUUUCUUUGUUUUUUAUUCUUUUUGUACUCUGUUCUAUACUUUAGCUGACCUUAAGCUCUUGCAUUAUCUUUCGCUUUAAAUGCCAUGCAGAUUAUUUAAGGCUAGAACAAGGCCUUUUCCCUUUAAGGCCUUUUAUUCGCUAAAACACUACCUUGAACAAACUGAUUGUGAAGAGCUUGUUGAAUCUGUAUAUUUAAGUCUUGAUUUAUACAUUGUGUAAAAAUAUUUGUUCUAUGCCAAUGUUGAUAUGUGAGGUGGUUUUCAAGGAAUGUGAGCUCAUCAGAUAAGGCUGGCUCCAGGCAUAAGGGUCCCGGACCGCUAGGAGGCCUCCAACCUAUAGGGGAGAGGAGGUCCCCAAAAGGCUAAAGCCGGCGCUGGCUCAUCUACUCACUGCAAUAUGAUGUUGACACUUACAGCAUAUUACUGCUCACAGAGAUGUUUAACUUCACACACAAAUCGUGCAGUCCAUAAGUGUUUGGACAGUGACACAAGAUUUGUUGUUUUGGCUCUGUGGUCCAGUAGGAUUUGAGCCCAUGCUAGCGAGGCUGAAGAUGAACUUUACACUGCCAAAGCUAUUUCAUUUCAUGGCCCAACAAUGUUCGUUUUUCUUUCAUACGUGAAUGACAUUGAUGCAAUGCCUAUCAAUAUAGGUGACGAUAACUGACUUUUUUGACAAGUGAAAAGACGAAUUGUGGAAAACCCUCCUCUCUUACUUCACAAUGGGUUGUGAUGCAUACUUCGAAAAUCAACCAGAAAUAGCAGACCAUCCAGGAACUUUUGGCUUACCAUUUUCAGCAUACUAUGGUUGGGGACAUACUAAUCUUCUUGCAUACUAAUCUGGCAUACUAUAUAGUAUGCAAGUAUGCGAUUUGAUAUUCAACUUGUGUGUGAUUUCUGUGUGCACAUGGACCUGCAGAAUCAAGACCGUUUAUGGGGAUUGGCUGGGUGUUUACCUAUGCUAAUUAGGAACAACUGGCAUGCGCUUUCAAUUUAGGACAAUGGGAUUCAUCAUAAGAACAUUGGUACUGCGGUUUAAGAACAUGUCAUGAAUAUGACGUAGACUUUUCUUAGGACCUUUCUCAAGAACAAAUUUAAGAAAAAAAUAUAUUGGUGAAUGACGCCCACUGGCUGGACUGCAAGAUGCAAAAUCACUAGGCAAAAGCAACCAAGGGGUUUUCCAGAGCUAAAGAGUUAUUCACUGGUGAUGUCUAUGGGUUGCAGACUUCAGGCAGUCAUAAUGGGCUGAAAUUCCUACAGGGUUCACAAUUUAUGGAUGGAAAUACCCACACAUUAAAGCUGACAGACCACUUCAACCUUAAUCAUUGUGUAAUUUCAAAUCUAAUGUGAUGGCAUACAAAGCUAAAACAAAAAAACGUGUCUCAGUCCAAAUAUCUGCAAUGUAGCUCAUAUACUGUAAAGCACAUUCCCUCAGUCCUCUUGGAUAGUCUUCUCAGGCCAACUGUUCAUGUUGACACUUUCAGUAGAUCUGGCCAUAUGCUCUCUCCAGGUAUUUUAUAACAUUUCUAUAUUGGAAAUACUGACAAAGCACUUCAAUACUGGAAAUAAACAAUGCAUUAACCCCCACUUUUGUGUAUUUCUAAUAAGAACAACUUAUUACAGAAUAUACAUGUGGUCAUAUCACGUUUGUGUAAUAAAAGCAUAUUCAUUUUACUACUGUCAAUUAGGUAGCUGGACUGUAUAAUUACUGUAAUUGGUAAUGCUAGGUGUUUGAAGUUGAAUGACUUCGAGAAAUCUGGGUUUUGAAUAUUAUUCUGAUAAUGUUGUAAAAUUUUCUUUUUUUGAAUAAACAGGGUUCUGAAUGCUUG
Esox lucius (northern pike) is the source of this 4243-nucleotide messenger RNA. RefSeq names its product endothelial cell adhesion molecule b (gene esamb). Lineage: Eukaryota; Metazoa; Chordata; Actinopteri; Esociformes; Esocidae. The coding region runs from base 445 to 2199 and encodes 584 amino acids. Gene Ontology annotation, molecular function: cell-cell adhesion mediator activity. The record is from RefSeq and is a predicted model, not a curated record. Gene Ontology annotation, biological process: homophilic cell-cell adhesion. The transcript is spliced from 8 exons. Gene Ontology annotation, cellular component: adherens junction; plasma membrane.